Molecule: messenger RNA, 1870 nt
Organism: Episyrphus balteatus (marmalade hoverfly)
Lineage: Eukaryota; Metazoa; Arthropoda; Insecta; Diptera; Syrphidae
Gene: Dhit
Product: regulator of G-protein signaling 17
Exons: 9
Coding region: 917-1780 (287 amino acids)
Source: RefSeq, a predicted model, not a curated record
UUUGUUUCUUUCAAAAAAAAACGGAAACCUGUCGUCGGGCUAUAAACACGGUCGUUUUCGAGGUGCGAAAGUUUUAUAUCUUUUUGAUAUACAAAGAAAAUCCGUUUUUUCGUUUCUUUGUUUUCCUGAAUUUCGGGCGGUAGUGCGUGGAAUACAUUCAUAAAAAAAAUACCCCAAAAAAAGUGCGUAAGCAAUAUGAACAACCACAAAAUUUGUGGUUGAUUUCGGAGAUUUUCUAUCCUCCCGUCGGAAAAAAUCUACUCCCUCCCCCUCAAAUUACACAGUGAAUAGUUUUUGAAACACCUUGAAAAUUAGAAAAAAAAAUUAAUUCAAAAACUCUGUUUCUGUAUUCGCGUACACGAAAAAAAAAAUAAAUACAAAAAAAAAAUUAAAAAAAAAGUUUAAUAGUAAAAAGUUGAAAAAAAUUGUUAAGUGAAAAAAAAAAAAAAUAUAUUUGAUUGUUUAAAAAAUUUAAUGGAAAAAAAUAUAAAAAAAAUUGGCAAAUAAAUGAAAAUUACCCAAUUAACGCAAGUUUUUCUGUGAUACAAAAACUUAAUUAACCUAUAUCUAGGUAGUGUAAAAUAUUUUGACAGCAGCCGGGUAUUGCAAAUAUUUUCCUCAAAGGACGUCAAAUUACAACAUAGUUAUCAUCACCAGGAUAUAAUUUUAUAAAAUACUUACUGUGGAUGAAAAGGACGAAAGUAUAAUAAAAGGAUAUUUUAAUAACACUGCUGCCAAAUACACAGUUGGAAUUUUAUAAGAGUUUUUAACAUGAACCGGUGUGAUGGCUAGUGGAAGGAUUGGAACGUUUGAAGUUCACUCAAGUGCUGCUUCGCUCAUUAGCAACAACAACAAAUUUGGUAAUCCUGUUUCAUAGACCCAGCACCAAAACACAAAUUCUGGCAACAGAACUCAGAUGUCCUGUACGGUUUCAGAGCUGCCAUCGGGGUGCCGUCUCCGUGGCAUGGGCUCUGCAUCACAAGCCACAAGUAAUGUUCAACUAACUGGCGGUAGCAGCGGCGGCGGAGGUGGUGGCGGUGUAGGAAGUGGAGGCGGCAGUGGCGGCAACGGCAGCGGUAGCGGAAUCACCACAGUUGUUGCUCCCGGUGGCAUACAUGUGGGCGGUGUGUUAACAACAACCAGUGUCCUAGGUACCGGCAAUAAUAAUGCACUCCAAGAGGCACCACUGCAAAGGCAGCAAUCCCAGAAGCCAUGCUGUUUCUGUUGGUGUUGCUGCUGUUCGUGUUCAUGGGCGAAAUGCUUAGCGAUUAAAAAUGCAGAAGACAAUGGACCAACAAAACGAGAUCCAGCGAGUUCGGAUCUACUUUUAGAUGGCGAACAACCAACGCUGGAGGAAAUCCGAAGCUGGGGCAAAAGUUUCGAUAAAUUAAUGAAAAGCCCAGGCGGUCGCAAAGUAUUUCGUGACUUCCUUCGCUGCGAAUAUAGCGAAGAAAAUAUCCUUUUUUGGUUAGCCUGCGAAGAACUGAAAAAAGAAAGCAGUCCGGAAAUGGUUGAAACCAAAGCACGGUUAAUUUAUGAAGACUACAUUUCGAUAUUGUCACCGAAGGAAGUAUCAUUGGAUUCGCGAGUGAGAGAAAUCGUCAAUCGCAAUAUGGUCGAACCGACAACGCAAACAUUCGACGAAGCUCAAAUACAGAUUUAUACUUUAAUGCAUCGUGAUUCCUAUCCAAGGUUUAUAAACUCGCAACUUUUCAAGUCACUUGCACAACUUCCUGAAGGUGUGUCAGCGUCCGGGUCAAUGGAAGAAAGCCCGAUGUAGGAAAAAUUAAGCCCCGGAGAUAAAGACAAUUCGAAAUAAUAAUAAUAAAAUAAAAGAACAAAUAAAACCAAAACCAAACCAAAAAAAAAA